AAGGAGUGAUGUGCGCGCUCUCUCGUAUAUUUGGUUUUUGCGACUUGGCGACUUGCCUCUUGCUUUUAUAUCCGUCAUUUUCAUGACGAUCCUUGAUUAGCGAUUCAGGAAUAUCCUAGAUAUCUUAAAUAUUAGCAUUUUAGAGAUUCCUGAUCCUAUUUUCCUUCUACGUCUUUAUAACCGUUCUGCUACCAUCUUGGAUUACCCUAUCCUUUGUUUCCUUAAACGCAGCUAAUUUAAACGUAAAGGAAAAGAUUAUGCCUGACACUACAAAUCCCUCUCUAAAGAGGAAACUAUCCCCGGACGAAGAAGAUGCAGCUAAAGUACUACAGGAAGUAGCUACGAAAACAACAGACAUGGAGACGGAUAGUUGUGGCGCCAACAAGAAAGUAUGUUCCGACAUUCCGGAUCGCAUUAAUGCGUUUCUCAGCAACAGGUAUGAUGCGUGCCAUCCAGGCCCAUAUGAAAUAAUAAUUGAACGCAUUGUUGACAAGACGCCGGAAACACAAAAAAGUAUAUCUCAUACUCCCAGCGAAUUACGUAUAGGAAAAAAUAUUUCUAAACAUUUGCCCAACUUAUGGAAAAAUGCGUACGACCUUAAACACCUUGGUAACAGUAAAUUUUCGGUUAAUAUGGCCGACUAUCAAGUUGCAAAUAAACUGGUUGAAGUUAUGUCACGCAAAAGAAACGAUAUUUUCCCAGAAUCCAUUUGGAUUGCAUACGUACCUAAUUAUAAAAUAUUCAGAGCAAUGGUCACGCGAGAUUUAGAUAGUACAGUUACGUAUGAGGAUAUGGAAAAUCUAGACCCACCACCUGAGUGGCAAGGUAACUGGAAAAAACCCAUCAGUAUACAAUAUAUCAAACAUAGAACCAUUAUUACCAAAGAAGACAAUACUUCUGAGGUCGUAUAUAAACCGACGAGGACUAAUAUUGUUACCUUUCACUACUCCUCAGUUCAAAAAUCGGCCAUUUACUUUGACAUUCGAGUAUAUUUUACGCUAUUUGUUCAAAAGGUCAGAAGAUGCACCCACUGCCAGAGGUUUGGACAUGUAUCCGCUCAAUGCAGAGGAGGAGAAAGUGCGCGUGUGUGUGUAAAAUGCGCCUCCAAGGAAUAUCAAGAACAGAACUGUAACAGCAGACAUUUAAACUGCAUUAAUUGCAUACGGACCAAAGAGAUGGACACCAACCAUGCUGCUAAUGACUACAACUGCCCAACGUUCAUUGAAAACAGACGUAUCAAAAUAAUUAUGGCCAAGCUAGGUUUGAGUCCCAGAGAAGCCCUCGCCUACUAUAAAAGGGAAGUGGGUGGCGGCACUGCCAUCUUGAUUGAAAAAUCCAUUGAUUUCACCGUCAUUAAACCACCUAUUUUGAAUGACAUCUGCUCUAACUUCAAGAUGGAUUACAACAUUAUUAAAGUUCGAUGGGCAAAUAAAAAUGGAUAUAUAUGCGUUAUAUAUAAUCCUCCCAAUACUUUUCUUGAAGUAAAUGAUAGAAACCCUUGGCCUAAGCUAUUUGAGUACUUGGCGAGCCUGGGUGAGAUAGUUAUUUGUGGUGACCUAAAUGGUAAACAUUCAUUAUGGUGUGCAAACUCUCAGGUACCUAAUACUAACGGAACGUUGAUCUUAGAUGCUGUACAAAAUACCAAUCUGGUCGUAUUAAAUGACGAUUCACCCACCUGGACAUCUUCUGAUGGUUCCAUUCAAAGUGCUUUAGAUCUAACUAUUGUAUCGUCUAACUUGGCAACCUCGUCUACUUGGCAAACUAUUUUAGACAAAUAUGGAAGUGAUCAUUUCCCUACUGUUCUGCGAUUGCAAGCAUGUUCCCUUAAUAAAAUAAGUUGCAGACCACACUAUUCUAUCUCUAGGGAUAUUAAUUCAGCUUUAAUUGAAGCUGGCGCCUCUUUACCCAAAAUUGUAAAUAAUAAAAGAAAACCUCCGGUGUAUUGGUGGAACGAGGAGUGUUCGUUAUUGAUUAAUGAAAAAAGGGAUCUUUACCAAAAAUUUAAAGCUAAUCCUUCUAUAGAAAAUAUCAACAGUUAUCUGGACAAAUGCAAGCAAAUUAAAAAUAAAUUACGUAAAAUCAGAAAUCUCAAAUUCAGAGAAUUCUUCUCGAUAGAAACCAAUAAAACCGGUCACCACUCCAAUCUGACUCAAAGAGCAAUACCUCAUCCCACAAUGCAAGAGUAUACCAAUCACAACUUCUUAGCUUCGCCUAUCUCAGAUCCCGAGUUUCAGGUAGCAAUCAAAGCUUCAUGUUACAAGAAAAAAGCCCCUGCUUAUGCGGAUGACAUCAUUAUUUUCACUGAAGGCAAACAUGUCUACAACAUUUGCAAAAUUCUUCAAAAUGAUCUAGUGACACUCAAUAGCAACCUUACAGCCUUAGAUCUACAAAUCUCCGCCGAGAAAACUAAUCUAUGUAUAUUUAGUAAUAUGACCCGUUUCGAAACCAUACGUAAUUUAGUAAACAAUACCAGAGAGGCAUACGGAAUAAUACAUGCUAUUGAUACUGCUAUGUCUUUGGGCAAGAAGAAAGUAGGCAUCUUUACUGACUCAUUAAGUGUACUGAAAAGUAUUAAUGCCAUCGAUACUUGGGGUAAGAAGCCCAUGGUAUGCUAUGAUAUUAUACACAAAAUUCUUAAAGCCAGAGAUAUGGACAUUGACAUCACACUUGUUUGGAUUCCUGGUCACUGUGGUAUAGAAGGCAACGAAAUGGCGGAUACUCUUGCUAAGCUUGCUUCUGGUAGCACUGAAGCCCCACCUAGACACCAUCUACUGGACCCAUCCAGUAUAUGCUGGCAUAUGAGAAAACCUAUUAUAGAAGAAGGAUUACAAGCAUUGGAAACGGAAUUUAAAGUUAAAGGCAAGGAAUACAGGAAUCAUACCGACCUCAUUCCACUCAAAUUCCGGUUCAGCGGAUCAAAGAAAAUUCCCAGACAAAUCAUUACAAUCAUGGCUAGGAUUCAAUCCCAUCAUAUAUGCACAGGUUCACAUCUUUUGCGGAAAAAUAUCACUACCACAGACAGGUGUGAAUGUGGAUUCACCCCUAGGAAUCUGGAGCAUCUGCUUUUUAAUUGUGCUCUACAUAUUGAAGAAUCUGAUAAACUCAUAACACAGCUUUAUGCUAUAAAUAUUAUGAAUAUAGAGGAUAUAAUUAGGGCUGCAUUCUCCAAAUUUUCCGAACCGUUUAAAUUAAUCCUUAAUUUUCUCAAAUCUACUAAUCAAUCCUUAUGA
Messenger RNA from Odontomachus brunneus, 3230 nucleotides. RefSeq lists its product as uncharacterized. The transcript has 7 exons. Gene Ontology annotation, molecular function: RNA-DNA hybrid ribonuclease activity; nucleic acid binding. The record is from RefSeq and is a predicted model, not a curated record. NCBI's taxonomy places the organism in Eukaryota, Metazoa, Arthropoda, Insecta, Hymenoptera, Formicidae. Gene Ontology annotation, biological process: DNA replication, removal of RNA primer. Bases 258 to 3230 code for a protein of 990 amino acids.